This is a messenger RNA of Henningerozyma blattae CBS 6284, 3498 nucleotides long. It is a transcript of the gene KSP1, whose product is annotated as putative serine/threonine protein kinase KSP1. Bases 1 to 3498 code for a protein of 1165 amino acids. The record is from RefSeq and is a predicted model, not a curated record. The transcript has a single exon. Gene Ontology annotation, biological process: protein autophosphorylation; autophagy; peptidyl-serine phosphorylation. Gene Ontology annotation, cellular component: cytoplasm; autophagosome. Gene Ontology annotation, molecular function: protein serine/threonine kinase activity; ATP binding. NCBI's taxonomy places the organism in Eukaryota, Fungi, Ascomycota, Saccharomycetes, Saccharomycetales, Saccharomycetaceae.
AUGUCUCUAGAUUAUGAACUGUACAAAGAAGGUGGGAUUUUGAAUAAUAGGUAUCAAAAACUAGAUGAUAUCAGUGAAGGGUCUUACGGGUAUGUCUCGUUAGCCAAGGAUAUUAAAGAAAAAAAAUUGGUUGCUGUCAAAUAUAUCUUCAAAUUGGAAGAUGAUGAUGAUGAUGGCUCAGAUUACGAUUCACAAGAAUAUGACUGCCGUUCCAAUGAGAGAGACAAGAAAGAGGAUUGUAGAUCGACAGACUCCAGUUUAGAGAAAAGAGAUCAAAUGGUUAAAAGGAAAGAUGUUAUCAUGAAUAUUUCUCCAAAUGUCAAAUCCAAAUUAUCAAAUAAUAUCGGAUUAGAAGCCAUGUAUGAAGUAGAUAUUCAAACUAAGAUAGGUAAACAUAACAACAUUGUUCAACUGUUAGAUUUCUUUGAUUCUUAUAUCAUUAUGGAAUAUUGUACAGGUGGUGAUUUAUAUGAAGCUAUCAAAGAUGACAUUUUAUCGCACAAGACUAAAGAUAUUACUAAUAUCAUUUCUCAAAUCAUUGAUGCUAUCGAAUUCGUUCAUUCAAAAAAUAUUUUCCAUAGAGAUAUUAAGCCUGAAAAUAUCUUAAUUACUGGGAUCAAUUGGCAGAUCAAAUUGACAGAUUGGGGGUUGGCUACGACAAAUAUUACUUCUAUGGAUAGAUCAGUCGGAAGUGAAAGAUAUAUGUCACCAGAGUUAUUUGAAACAAAUUUGGAUUUACAAGAAAGAAAAGAACCUUAUGAGUGUGCUAAAGUAGACCUUUGGGCAAUGGGGAUUGUAUUUUUAAAUAUAGUAUUCGCUAAAAAUCCUUUCAAAGUAGCAAAUCAGACUGACAGAUCCUUUUGUUAUUUUGCAGCCAAUAGAGAGGCUUUAUUUGAUGUAUUUUCUACAAUGAGUUAUGAUUUCUUCCAAGUUUUACGUUAUAGUUUGACUAUCGAUCCAUCAAAUAGAAAUUUAAGCAAAAUGAAAUUAGAGUUACAAAACUUAUCUGCUUAUACUUUAGAUGAUGAGUUUUACAAUGAAGAACCAAAUUCAAGAUCAAUCUCUCCAACAUCAUCAACAAUGGUUACUACCGAUGAUAAUGAUACCGAUGAUUAUUUGAAUGUCAUGCAAAAGAUGGAGCCAAUGCCUAGUUCUUCAGCUCCACAACCAUCUUCAAUAUUACAAAGGAAUAAAUUGCUAAAUAAUCAAACUUCGAAGUUAAACUCCAAAUUAAAUAAUCCAAUCUCUUUACCAACGCCUACUUCAUCUAAUACUCAUUCAAAUGAACAAGGUAAUACAACUACUGAUAAUACAACCACUAAUGCAAAUCAAACUACUUCAAAUAACCAUCAUAUCAAUGAAAGAGCUAAAUCUUUACCAAAAUAUAAAGUUCCAAAGCAUAAUCAUGUUCCAACUCCAAAUUCCACUACUCAUUAUACAGCAACAAACUAUCAUACUAAUCUAAAUUCUUACAAUAAAUAUCCAAACAAAUAUUAUAAUAAACAUAAUAAAAAUCGUCAUAAAAACUUUAAACAUUCACAUAAUAACCAAGAAAAUAAUUAUAAAAAUUAUGGAAAUUCGACUACUAAAGGUAUUUCAAUAAAUUAUAAUAAUUAUUAUAAUCAUAAUCAUAAUAACUAUAAUAAUAAUAAUAAUCAUAAUAAUAAUAAUAAUAAUAAUAAUAAUAAUAAUAAUAAUAAUAAUAAUAAUAACUAUUAUAAUAACAAUAAUAAUUAUUAUGAUAAUGGUAAACCAAAAAUUAUUAAAAAUUCAAGAAAACCAUUAGGUAUUCCAACACCAAAUACUCAUAUCAAUAAUUAUUUCCAUGAAUAUAAUAAUAAUAAAUCGAAAAAUGAGGAUUUCAAUUUUAAUACAAGAGAUUUUUUCACUCCUCCAAGUGUUUAUAAUAAAUAUAUGGAAGGUAUAUUUAAGACAAAACAACCACACCAAACUAAUAAGCACUUACAACCAAAUGAUUAUUAUCAAAAUACACAUAGUAAGAGUUGGAAUAACAAGCAAUCUGCUUUUUCAUCUUUACAUAAUAGAAGGCCAAGUGUUCCCUUGAGUAAUAAUGCUUUCAACAAUAAUUCGAAUAAUAUUAACGCAAGUACUAGUUAUAAUUCCAAUAGUAGUAAGCAUUUAUCUCCAAAUUAUUUAAAUAAUCCUUCCUCAGUACCUCAACGUAAUUCAAAAAAAUAUGUCCCUCCAAAUUUAAGAGCACAUAGUCCUUUAUCAACAAAUAAUUAUCCAAGUAUGUCAGAAGUUUUAGCUACUGGUACUUAUAAUUCUCAUCAACAUAAUAAUAACCGUGAUAGCUCAUAUCAUAAUAAUAAUAAUAAUAAUACGAAUAAUACGAGUAAUACGAAUAAUACGAAUAAUACGAAUAAUAAUAAUAAUAAUUCCUAUAAUGAUAACUUGAAUUCUAUUUCUCCAAACGAUCAUGACAUUUUAACUCGUAAUUCCCAAAAUUCAAAUUCAAAUUCUCGUAAAUCAACUAAUUCAAAUAAAUCGUCAAAUAGUGAUAAUAUUAGUGGUAAUUCAAUUAAUGUAAUGGAUCAACCUGAAAUGGAUGAAGAAUUAUUUACACUGGAAGAGAACGAUUUUGAUUAUAUUCAUGGCAUGAACAAUUUAUCAUUAAAUCAAUCUACUCAUCAUCCCAUUUCUCCAGUCACAGCAUCUGCUUCAAUAGUGUCUAAUACCAAUACAAAUGAUAAUAGUAAUAAUAAUAAUACAGCUACCGCAAAUUCUAAAAAAGGUCCCCUACCAACUUUACAUAUUGCUGAGUUGUCUAAUGAAGGACAAUUGCCAGAUCUUUUAAAAUCACCAGCUACUUCACAUGCGCCAUUAGCAAGUACAUCAUUAUUUAACGAAGCAUUUGUUGAAGAACCUAGUAAUUCUAAUUCGGCACAAUUAAAUAUUUUACAAAAUAAUAACGCAACUAAUAAUCCAUCAGCCUUUGAUCGUAGAAGAAAUUCUGAUUAUAAAUUUAGACCUGGUGUAUAUGUUCCACCGCAUCAUAGAAGGCCUUCUACUGGAGAUACUACUCUAUCAAUUACUAAUGACACUUUAAAUUACGGGAAUUACCCAAAUUAUAACAGUUAUUAUAGCCCAAGUUAUAAUAGUAGCAAUGGUAAUCCUUCUUCAUUUAAAUCAAGACGAUCAAGUUUUAAUAUACCACCAAGAUCAAGUUUCAAUAAUGGGAAUAGCAGUUUCCACAAGAUUUCUAAUAACUCGAGUAGUAAUUAUCAAAAUGACUCAGAAAAUACAAACUAUUCUAAUAAUAAUGUUCAAUCUUUUGUAAAUAAAAACUCUCCCAAGUUUAACAAUUACUCAAGUUCUACUACUGCUAUUGACGCAGAUAACGUAUUCGCUGAAACAAACCAUGAUGCUAUUUUAUUUGAAGAUGAUGAAGACCAUCGUGAAACUCGAAUGAACAAUCAUUCUCAUGGGGCAUUCAACCAAAAUUCGUCCUAUAAUAAUUCAUCAAACAGAUAUUAA